GCGGAUGGAAGCACUAAGUUAUUCGCUGUUCCUAUAAUGAAAUGCCUCCGAGAUUUACGGCUUUAUUUUUAUUGUUUAUUUUUAAAUCCCUCUCGGAUGUAAGAUUGAACUGCUUUUUUCUUUUCUGAAAAGUACAACUCAAGAUUGGGAGCAGGUAAAUGGGAAAUAUGGCAGUUAGGAGCGUCCUUUGAAGUCUUUUCCCUUUUCGUCGCUGGAUUGAUCGUGUAAUUGAUCGCGUGUUUUUGGAAAAGCCUCAUGUUUUCACCGGGUCAAGAGGAGCACUGUGCGCCCACCAAAGAGCCAGUAAAGUACGGCGAACUGGUGGUUUUGGGGUACAAUGGUUCACUCCCCAAUGGAGACAGAGGGCGAAGGAAAAGCCGGUUUGCCCUUUACAAGAGAACCAAAGCCAACGGUGUCAAACCCAGCACUGUACACAUCCUUAACACACCACAAGCCAGCAAGGCGGUGAACUGUAAGGGCCAGCACAGCAUCUCCUACACGCUGUCCAGAAACCAGACGGUGGUGGUGGAGUACAGCCAUGACAAAGACACAGACAUGUUCCAGAUCGGUCGAUCAACGGAGGGCCCAAUUGACUUUGUGGUGACUGACACUGUGUCAGGCGGAGGGGAGAGUGAGGACACACCCAUCACUCAAAGCACCAUCUCCCGCUUUGCCUGCCGGGUGGUGUGUGAACGUAACCCGCCCUACACCGCACGUAUCUACGCUGCAGGCUUUGAUUCUUCCAAGAAUAUAUUUCUCGGAGAGAAGGCAGCCAAAUGGAAGAAUCCGGAUGGCCACAUGGACGGGCUGACGACCAAUGGUGUGCUAGUCAUGCACCCGCGGGGCGGGUUCACAGAGGAGUCCAAGCCUGGUGUGUGGAGGGAGAUAUCAGUGUGUGGAGAUGUUUACACACUGAGAGAAACACGGUCUGCGCAAACGCGAGGCAAACUGGUGGAGAGCGAGAGUAAUGUACUCCAAGAUGGCUCUCUGGUUGACCUUUGUGGAGCCACACUACUCUGGCGCACAGCCGACGGCCUUUUCCACACCCCGACUCAGAAACACCUGGAGGCCUUGCGGCAGGAGCUCAACGCAGCUCGGCCUCAAUGCCCUGUAGGCCUGAACACCCUAGCCUUUCCCAGCAUGCAACGCUGCAGCCGUGCCCUGACCAGCGUCCCCACCCAGGAGGACAAGCAACCCUGGGUCUACCUUGCCUGUGGCCACGUUCACGGCUACCACGACUGGGGCCACCGUUCCGAACGAGACCCCAAUGCUCAAAGAGAGUGUCCCAUGUGUAGAGCUGUGGGCCCGUAUGUCCCUCUCUGGCUCGGAUGCGAACCAGCCUUUUACGUAGACACUGGCGCACCAACGUACGCCUUUGUACCUUGCGGCCACGUGUGCUCUGAAAAGUCAGCCCGCUAUUGGGCGGAGAUUCCGUUACCGCACGGCACCCAUGCUUUCCACGCCGCAUGCCCCUUCUGCGCUACCCAGCUCAAUUUGGCGCAAAAGUGGGCGAAGCUUAUCUUUCAAGGGCCUGUAGACUGAGUUGUAGAGGAGGUGGAUUGGUGCGUAAUUGAAGCGAAAUCCAGUAUGCUGAAGGACAAUUCGUAGAAGGUGUGACUGAGGACCGAUUCAUACCGCAAGCUGUGAAACUGCCCUUGAAAAGCUUAUGCUGGAGAGCAGGUUCUUGCUCAUGGUGAUAGUUGGCGAACAACAGGUGCCCGUCACGAUUUCCGUAGUUGAAUUUAUCUACCGGCCUACAAGAUGUCAAUUCACACCAGCAUUACCACAUCACUCAGGAGAUUUGAUACAUUUCUGGCUUUAGACCCGAGGUGCUUCGUUUGGUUCUUUCUUGGUGAUCAACCUUCCUGUGGAGUUUUGUUGCUUUAAUAAUCCUUCCGGUGCUUUCCAAAGAACUUAAUUAUAUGGUUCUAGAGUGUCGAGUCGGAGCUAAACUGUGCAGGAUGGUCGGAAGACCAGGACUAGGACUGAACAUCCAUUAUUUUAAGUAGUUCAUGUGUGGGAACUUCCAAAGGUCAGGAUCCCAAACUCCACUGAGGGCUUCUACAAGGAUUCACUUGUUGGAGCAGUGAUUUUGGAACUGUAAUACAAAAAUGGGCGUUUCCAAAGAUUAAAAAAUUGUGAUUCCUUAAAUGAAGAACUACCAGUGUAACACUCCUGAAGGAUCUUGCAGGAAUACUAAUCGGCUUUGUUUUCAAAUGGAUCAUGCAUUACAGAAUUACAGCGUUGUGUGUUUUUUUUUUUUUUUUUUUUUUUUUUUUUUUCUUCCCCAUUUUAGCCUAGUCCUCUGUUCACCUACUUCAGUGAUCUCAAGUAUUUAAAACGCAUUUUGAUGAUUUUUUUUUUUUUUUUUCUUCCGGUCUCAAAGGUUAAGGAUUUUAAGCUUUGAUGUAAAGGUAUUUUUAUUCAUACCGGGGUAACCGGUAACAAGAUUAACAAAGGAUGUUGCCAAAUAUUUCUGGAAUGGGACACAGAGUUAGUAACUAAAAUAGUUCCUGGUGUUAUUUUUACCAUUUCUUGAAAACUUUCCCAAAAAUUUCCACUUGUUUAUUUUUCCACCUAUUGAUAUUGGUAUGAAAUCAAAGUAGAUGUGAAAAUUGUGGAUGUUUCUGCAGUCGGCAUCUAAACUUUUCCUAAACGUGGAGAACAAACGAUGGUGGAGGUUCAUGGCGUAAAGGAGCUUUUCUCAUUGGUCAAAAUUCUUCCUAUUUCAACUGUUUUAUAAGCUUAUGAGAUUACUUUUAUUCCACUAUUUUCCUAAUAAAUUUAUACAGAGAUGGUUUCUUAUGCCUAAAAAUGAUUUUAUGGCACGUGAAGAUAUUUUAGGCAUACUGAAGGGGUAUUUUUUUUAAACGCUUGCAUUUUACAGAGCCUUUUUACUCACUGAGAAGUAUUUUACUACACCAUAGCCCAUGUACAGUUUGUUUUAAAACAGAUACUAAUAUAUUUAUUCAAAUAUGUACUUUAGUGUGUGGUAGGUGUCUGUAUGAAUGUAUCACUCUGAACAGCAACAUCCGGUCAUCACUCAUUUAUAAGUGCAUGCUGCAUCUGGAUGCUUAACCUGUGAACAGUCCGUAGUCAUAUUUCUUUUGUUGAUGCUCAAGCUUUUGACCCAUCUUCUGGUUACGCUUGUGUUUGCAAAAUAACCCAAUGUUCCUCCCGCACUCCACGACCCAAUAUGAAAUGUUAAAGGAACACUGUAAACUGUCACAUUGGAUUUCAUUUGUAGAUGAUUUAAUGAAAUGUUCUGUUGUCUCUCUUUUUUGUUUUCUUUCUUGUGGCGUAAACACCUUGUGUGAUUAUACAUUUAGAGAGAGGUUCUGUAGAAGAUACUGUGUUUUCUUGAAACAUAACAUAUCAAAAAGCAAAAUGAACUCUGGAUGGAGAGUAUAUUUACUUAAGCAAAGCUACUGUUCAUUAACAAUGAUGCUGAUGUGAGGCUCUUCCAUAUGACGUUAACUAAAAUAAGGCCAAACUUUUUUUUGUUUUUUGUUUUUUUUCUCCCAAUGCCAAAAAGGAUUUUGUGAAAAAGCUUCUUUGUAUUUUGUCCUGUUGAAUUCCAGGGAGCACAACACAUGUGUAAACAAUUGUAAAUUUCGGUUGUGCAAAAUUAGGCACAAUAAACAUUACACUACAA
Molecule: messenger RNA, 3655 nt
Organism: Labeo rohita (rohu)
Lineage: Eukaryota; Metazoa; Chordata; Actinopteri; Cypriniformes; Cyprinidae
Gene: peli2
Product: pellino E3 ubiquitin protein ligase family member 2
Exons: 6
Coding region: 256-1542 (428 amino acids)
Biological process (GO): protein polyubiquitination; regulation of Toll signaling pathway
Molecular function (GO): protein binding; ubiquitin protein ligase activity
Source: RefSeq, a predicted model, not a curated record